Messenger RNA from Coccomyxa subellipsoidea C-169, 1088 nucleotides. RefSeq lists its product as hypothetical. Gene Ontology annotation, biological process: electron transport chain. The record is from RefSeq and is a predicted model, not a curated record. Lineage: Eukaryota; Viridiplantae; Chlorophyta; Trebouxiophyceae; Coccomyxaceae. The transcript is spliced from 4 exons. The coding region runs from base 97 to 636 and encodes 179 amino acids.
CCUGUGUGUAGGUCAAGACGUGAGAAGGACUAAAAGAAUCUGCAAUAAGAUUCUUGGUGAAGCAUCAACUUUGCAUAUAAGCUUGUAGUUGGCAACAUGAUGAGGGGUGUUCGCCAAGCUGUGACCCUGUUACAGCUGCGGGGCGUGCACCCAGUGCGAGCAUUUGCUGGGGAUGUUACUUCGACAGAAGGCCUAGUACUGAGCAGUGGCGAGAUUGGCAUUGCCUCAGGCGCCCCAACUGAAAUAUAUGCACGAAAGGUGCUCAUAUACUCGCCUGCUCGCACAGCUGGCCAGCAAGGGAAGGCCAACAUCCUUGGAGCUGCAAGCAACGGCCCAGGCUGGAAGCUUAUGUUCGAGACUCAGCAGAAGUGGGAAAAUCCGCUGAUCGGCUGGACAUCAACUGCAGACCCCUUGGAGAAUGUGCACCGCGCGAGUCUCAACUUCCACUCUCAGGAAGAUGCAGAGGCUUUCUGCAACAGGCAUGGCUGGAAGUUUGAGGUCUUGAGCCCCAAGGAGCAGACCGAGACGCGGCCAAAGAGAUACAUCGGCUAUGGCGACAACUUCAGUGUGAAAAAGAAGGGCAUUCCUGUGGGAGGUCUCAAAUCAGAGGAGGGCGCAAAGAAACCAGCCAAGUAGCUGGCAGAAAGGUCCCUGUCUUUGAUCGCAUGAGUAUACUGGCAGUUGGAGAUGAUAACAAUGUGCACCGUUUCCUACAAUGCACCUCCAUACCUGAGUAAGUAGUGGGAAAGGCAUUAUCAGCCAUCACUGCUGUCCUCUAUUGAUGCUGAGGACAGAAGCACGGGGCAUCUCAUUGAGACACUGCCAUGCUUUAAAGGUCGUCUUGGGCAGCAGUGCCGCAGUUUUUAGCGCCAUUUCUAUUUAUUGAGUUCUACUUACUUAGCACCCCCAGAUCUCACUUGCAGAACAUUGACCAGACGUAUAGAACCUGGCAGCAGAGAACGCUGUGAUCUCGUGCUAUAUAACUCAGAAAUAACUGUUCUAUAUUUCUUAGAAAAAUGCUAGAUAUAUCAGAGUUGAUAUGCAGCUCACCUCAGAAAUUUUUCAGAAUCAGUCCCCAUAGCUAUGCC